Cololabis saira (Pacific saury) is the source of this 1371-nucleotide messenger RNA. RefSeq lists its product as uncharacterized. Bases 69 to 914 code for a protein of 281 amino acids. The transcript is spliced from 4 exons. NCBI's taxonomy places the organism in Eukaryota, Metazoa, Chordata, Actinopteri, Beloniformes, Belonidae. The record is from RefSeq and is a predicted model, not a curated record.
GCUGUUUGUUUCCUUUUCCGUCUAAUGGAGUUUUCUUCCUUGUAAAGUCGUCCAGGUGCGUCUCUCGGAUGGAGCCGGAGUCUGCUCGGCCCCAGGAGGAGGAGGACGGAGCGGGCUCCGCGGCCAUGCUGUGGUCCGUCCAGGAGGCCGUGGAGAAGCAGACGCUGCAGAUCGGCGCGUCCGCCUGCGGCGCCACGGCCGUGGUGGACGCGCUGCGCGGCCUCGGCCUCGCCGCGGCCCCGGAGGACGCGGACCGCUGCGUGCAGACCCGGCUGAGGAGGAACGAGGCUCCGCUGCCGGAAUACCUGCUGUCCCGCAGCAGCGCAGGUGCGACUCACGCUCAGCUCAUCCGAGGAGCUCAGGAGGCCAGUGACCAGAAGGUGAUUGGUCGAUUCUUCCACCUUCACCCUCGCCGCCGGGUCAGACUGGUCCCCUGGCUCGCACGCUGGAUUGGGAAAGGUGCCGUCCCCGUGGCGACCAUGAACAUGCAGCUGGCUGUGCCAGAGGGCGAGGAGGUGCCCGACGCCUGGCACCAUCAGCUCAUUUUCGGAGUUGCCCCUAACACUGUUUUUAUGACCAAUCCGUUAGAAGUAGUUCGUGAGAGGGAGGUGCACCAGCGGCUCUGCAGUGAAUCGGUGCUGCUGAUUCGCCGGGAGGACGUGCUGCAGCGACUGACGCCCGGCUGCUCGUUGUCUGAACUCUCGGGGAGCCAGUUUGACCAGCGGUGGCAGGACCUGGAUGUGGAGGGUCAGGUGAGGAGGAUGGUCCUGGAAGAAGAGCAUGAACAAGACAGACCCAAGAUGACGCACGUGGUGAUCCCUGCAGCUUACCUUUCAGGCAUCACCGUCUUUGCCCUGCGAGAGUCGGAGCUGGGACAAGAACUACUCAAUGCUCCUGAGCUUGCUUUGUUAUGACCGACAGGAAAGGGUUGAUAUCUAAAGUUUGAAGGUUCAACUCGUACUGACCCGUGACUGUGCAGAAAAUUCAAGUUUCAAAAAAGCUCCUGAUGAAAUGGACUGAAGUCGUGCACAUGAGCCAGCAGUUUGUCAAAACUUACUAAAAGGAAGUUCUCCCUCUUCUGCUACUUGGCACGGUUCAGACAAUUGACCAAAAGUGGGAACAAAUCUAAUCUCAUCACUCCCUAUUUGGCCAAAUCUCUGUUACCUUUAAAAUUCACUGAGAAUGUAUUGAUUUUUUUUUGAUUUUUUUUAUUUCCUGUCCAAAAGCAACUCCAGCUUAUAUUUCAGAGCUUUUAUGAAUUUGUGUGCAAAAUAUAUCAGCAGUUUUAUCAUCUGUGAUCAUUUCAAAAGUCAUUUUAGAGGUGAUGGAGUUGCUGCGUUCAGGAACGGUUAGAAAAACUGACUUUCUCAA